AUGGCGAGCCCCUACCCACCUUCAACCAUGAAAGCAUGGCAAUACACCAGCACCAAAGGCGGCCUCGCCCAAAACCUCAGAAUUAACCCCGAAGCCCCCCUCCCGAAGCCCAAACCGAGCCAACAUCUCGUCCAAGUGCUCGCCGUAGCACUCAAUCCCGUCGACUACAAACCCGCCGAGAUCACUCUGAUCAGCUAUCUAAUUCCCAAGCCAGCGACCCCCGGCAUCGACUUCGCCGGCCGCAUCGUCACGCCCGCAACCGGCUCGCCCUUGAAGCCCGGCCAGCUCGUCUUCGGCAUGGCCGGUACUAACCCCUUGGCCGGCGGCGCGCUGGCCGAGCUCGCUCUCGCCGAAAAGGAAACCACAGUCGCUCUCCCGGAUGGCGUCGAUCCUGUUGACGCAGCAACCAUUGGCGUAGCAGGCCUGACGGCCUAUCAGUCUAUUGUGCCGAACGUCAAGAAGGGCGAUCACAUCUUCAUCAACGGCGGCUCAGGUGGCACAGGUGUAUUUGGGAUCCAGAUCGCGAAGGCGGUAGGAUGUCAUGUGACGACGACUUGCUCGAGCGCGAAUAUCGAGCUUUGUAAGAGCCUCGGCGCAGAUGAGGUUGUGGACUACAGGAAACAGACCGUGGUCGAGGCGUUGAAGGCGAGUGGGCGCAAGUUUGAUCACGUCGUCGACAACGUGGGCGCGGAUCCAAAGCUGUAUUGGCGGUGUCAUGAGUAUACGACCUCUCAGGCUGUGUAUGUCAUGGUUGGAGGGACGCCUUCGCUUGGUUACGCGGUCGCUAUGUCCAAGAUGAUGCUGUGGCCUGGUUUCCUGGGCGGCGGGAAGCGAAAGUUUGCUGGUUUUUUCUCGAAACCGAAGUAUGAAGACUUGGAGCAGAUUGGGAUGUGGAUGAAGGAGGGAAAGGUCAAGCCUAUCAUUGAUCAAAAAUAUCCAUUUGAGCAGGCGCCGAAGGCGUUUGAGAAGUUGAAAACGGGGAGGGCGAGAGGGAAGAUUGUGGUUGAUGUUGCUUCUGAGACGUAUAGGAAAGCGUGGUCAGAGUGA
This is a messenger RNA of Coniosporium apollinis CBS 100218, 1047 nucleotides long. RefSeq lists its product as uncharacterized. Gene Ontology annotation, molecular function: oxidoreductase activity. NCBI's taxonomy places the organism in Eukaryota, Fungi, Ascomycota, Dothideomycetes. The transcript has a single exon. The record is from RefSeq and is a predicted model, not a curated record. Bases 1 to 1047 code for a protein of 348 amino acids.